GAUCGAUCAUUGUAUUGCUUAAAAAAAUCCAUGACAUAGUUGGCUAUAAAUACUCGUCGUUAACGACGUUAGCGCAGUAAUUGUUAUCCCCCCUUUCUUUUGUAACUGAUGAUUGGUCUAGAGGCGUUCCUAAAGAAAUUCAAUUUCAAAUUGUCUUUUUAACUUUCCGUUACUAUGACGACAAACAAGGAAACAGAGAAAAUUGCCACCGAUUUCAACAAUGAUUUCCUUUUUUUGUAAAAGCGACACUGACAGACGGGUGCCACACUUUGCAGCAGUUGACUUAAUUUCAGUGAAUUUCCGUUUGCUGAAAGUUGUUGAUCGGAAGUUUUGAUAACCUGUCUGUCUGAAUUUUUGAAGUUGUCAGUUGCUCCUAUUCCCCCAUUUCUCAUCUCUCGAGAUUACCCGCGCCAAAGUUGCCCACCUACUAACUCAACCGAUCAAACUUGGCCAAUGUUAACUAGUAGUUGGGAUUUCUCAUUAGACCGUCAUUGCUGUCUGUCAUAAACAAAAAAUAGAGAAAAAUGUGGUUUGUGCAAGCCGACGCCAAAAAGGAAAGGGAUUUAUAUCUUGUGCCCGACGCCAACUCGUUCGCAAUCGGCACUUGGUUCAGCACCGAGAAUGUUGUCUCCAAUUCACACGGUUUUGCUGCUGAUCCUGCCGAUCCCGCUGGCCGUUUCUCGCGAUGACAAGAGAACCAUCCAAGUCAUUUCCGAACUGCUGAUGAUCGACUCCAAAUGUCCGGCAACUAUAGUCGUCCACCAAUUCGAUCCUUCAAUCGGAGAAGAGGCUGUCGAAGAAGAUGUAUUGGUGAACAAAUUCAUCGAAAUUAAUCAGCAAUCAAAUUCUGUUAUCCUCCUGGAAAUUUCAUCCCUGAAGAACUUUAGCUGGAACAUCACCGAGCCAUUGUGUCAAAAUGUCGUGAUUUUCAGUCGACAAAUUGAAAAGGUAAUUUCAAUUUACCGCCAAAUCAAGAGCAAUUUCUACGUCAACAAAUUGGUCGUUGUCGCCAAAUUUUCCGCCGAGGAAACUUGCCGUCUCCUGUUUGCCAUUCAGAACGAGAAACUGUUCGUUUUGCUGGAGAAAAUAGGCAGAGACCUGGAACUUUAUUCCUGGGCGGUCAACAAUCGAACGAGUUUGACGACAAUCAGAAGCCAUUCCAACGUGAGCACGGAAAUGGGUAAAAAUCAAUCGGUCAAGUUACUGGGCAGACAUUUGCUGAUUGCCACGCUGUCCUAUCCGCCAUCAGUCGUGAUCGAUUUCGACGGAAGGAUUCGAGGAAUCGAGCCGUCCGUCAUGGAAUCCUUGGCCGAUUAUUUGCAUUUCACCUACGACUUUGUCCAGACGUCGCCCAACGAAAUGUGGGGCGAAAUAUUCGGUUCCGAAGGCCAUUUCUCUUUUACCGGAUUGCUGGGCAUGCUGGCCCGGAAGGAAGUCGACCUCGCCGUUGGAGGACUCUACAUUUCCAGCAUCCGGGCACCCUUCAUCAGCUACACCGAAGUCUACAACAUUGGCUACGAAACGUUUCUCGUUCCGGCUACACAGCCCUACGCCAAAUGGACGGCCCUGUUUUAUUCCUUCACCUGGCCCACUUGGAUGGCCACCAUCGCCUCCGCCGUCGUCGUGGUCAUCAUGCUCUACCUGGUGGCCAAUUACUCGUCACAAGGUUCUCCUUCGACGACGAGAAAUAACGUCUUUGCUGAUUUCCAGUUCUGCUGCCUCUACGUCAUCGGAAACUUGUCCAACAUGCAGGUCCAGCCGCAGAACAUCACAUCAAACGCCAACCGGAUGUUCAUCAUCUGGUGGCUGUUCGGUGCUCUCAUCCUGACGACCGGCUACCGUUCGGGACUCAUUUCCUACAUGACGUUUCCGUUCACGCCGCCGAGCAUCGACACCCUCCAACAAUUGGUCGACAGCUCGUUAAAGAAACUGGUUUUUGGCGGUUUCCUCAAGUCUAUUCUCCUCAAUUCGACCAAGGAGCUGGAGAGGAAGAUAGGAGAGGACGUGAUUCCCAACUACAACCUGACGGGGAUGUUCGUGUCACUCGGGUCCGGCUCCUCGGCCGUCCAGUCCAAUUUGAAUAAUCUUCUCUACAUGGCGGCCACCAUGUACCCGACGACGGCCGCCGGACCAAGAGUUCACCUCAUCAAGGAGAAUAUCAUGCCGGCCUGGGUGGCUUUCGGUUUGCAGAAGAACUCUCAGCUGAAACCGCACUUUGACAAGGGCAUCCAGCGUUUGAUCGAAUCCGGCUUGAUCGACCACCACACGACGAUGUUCGCCAAAAAACUGGGCAAGUGGAACCCGAAGAAAGCCAGCAACGAUCUCAUUUCCUUUUCGUUGGAUAGCUUGCAAGGAGCGUUCUAUUUGCUGGGAAUAGGAGUCGUCGGAUCGAUUCUCAUUUUCACUAUUGAGAUUAGCCUAAAAUCUGUCAAACGUUUAAGGCCCAAAAAAGACAAGCUGUUUUGCUGAAAGAAAACAUGAAUGAUGUAAUAUCUUAUUUUAAAAUGAAAUAAUAUAAGAAAAUUAGGAAUCCAUCUCUAACCAACUGUUCCACGUUUGGUGGUUUGCACAUUAUGUCAUAGUCUUAGCAGAGACUAAGAAUUUAAAGACUGAAAUCGGUCCCAUAAACCUGAGAGGAACAGCUUGGGCGAUUCUUGAGCUUGCCGCUGGGCGCAGGUCCAUAGAGUUGGAGAAUGUUUUUAGGUAUUUUCCCCGUUUCCCUACUGAAUACGUGCUUCACACACUCGGGAUUUGCGAAUGUUCUAUUAGGUACAAUUUUUUGAAAAUUACACCAUUAUUAUUCAUUGCCCUUCACGAUGACCCGUGAAUCAUUUCAUAAUAUUUGAAGAACUUCAGGGUUACUUUAAAAAAUACCCUAUUUCGUCCUUUUUCUUGGAUCUUUAGAAGAAAAUAAUCAAAAUAUCUAAAAACAUUCUCCAACUCUAUGGACCUGCGCCCUAGCGGCAAGCUCAAGCAUCGCCUAGAGAGAGUUAUAGGGAUUUCCGUCUUAACUUCGUAGUCUUACGUCGUAGAGUGGUCUUAGAUAGAGAAAACAUAUAUUA
Daphnia pulex (common water flea) is the source of this 3062-nucleotide messenger RNA. Its product is annotated as probable glutamate receptor. Gene Ontology annotation, cellular component: membrane. The transcript has a single exon. The record is from RefSeq and is a predicted model, not a curated record. Gene Ontology annotation, biological process: monoatomic ion transport. Bases 622 to 2469 code for a protein of 615 amino acids. Gene Ontology annotation, molecular function: glutamate-gated receptor activity. Lineage: Eukaryota; Metazoa; Arthropoda; Branchiopoda; Diplostraca; Daphniidae.